Chelonus insularis is the source of this 11436-nucleotide messenger RNA. RefSeq names its product unc-13 (gene unc-13). Gene Ontology annotation, cellular component: synaptic vesicle membrane; plasma membrane; terminal bouton. Bases 737 to 9958 code for a protein of 3073 amino acids. The transcript is spliced from 21 exons. Gene Ontology annotation, biological process: dense core granule priming; synaptic vesicle maturation; synaptic transmission, glutamatergic. Lineage: Eukaryota; Metazoa; Arthropoda; Insecta; Hymenoptera; Braconidae. Gene Ontology annotation, molecular function: diacylglycerol binding; calcium ion binding; calmodulin binding. The record is from RefSeq and is a predicted model, not a curated record.
ACAAAGCUAUAAUAGGUGUUUUUCUGUGAUUAAAAAUAUAAAUAAAAUAUAAAUAAAUAAAUAAUUAAUUUUAUUGGGUAAAUAAAUAAUGAUCUCAUCGUUACUAAAUGUAAACAACGAAGUGGUAAAAGUCAGUGGAAGUGGCCUAGAAAAAUCCAUUUCUUCAAGUGAAAUUCAGUAAUUAAAUAAAAAAUUCAUUUAUUCAUUAAUUAAUUAAAGUGAUGAUGAUUAAUGUGUUUAAUGUUAAUGUGUGUGGUUGUACCUGAUUAUUCUAUUUUUUAUUUCUCUCUCGAGCUCAAUGAAAAAGAUAAAGUGUCGAUCGCGUGACUAAUAAGUGGUUUUCAAGUGUGUCCAAGUGACUGAGUGGUUUAAUAUUAUAUUGCUGACGGACAGACUAUUGUGGUGAUGGUGCAUAAAUUCAAAGAUCCUAUCGGUGAAAGUGUUUCCAGAGCUUGCUGGUUGAUAAAUAAUUAAAAAGUGUAAAGUUUAAAAAUGAGUGACUAACCUAGUUAAGAGACAGAACUAAUAGAUCAGAAUGAAAGUAUUAAGACUCAUAUUGAAAUUACGUGAAAUGGUGAUGGUGCGGAAGCUAAGGUAUGAAAGAAUCCAAUCUCAAGAUCCAAUUUGAUCUGAGACUGAAGGAAGAAUGCGUUGCCUGAACGAGUAUUUGACAACAGACAACAUCACAAUUCAAUGAAUCAAUAAGUAAGCGAGUGAGGCGAGAUACAACAAGAGAAUGGAAUCAAGAUUAAGUGGACCAGGGGGCUCAGCGGACGCCGGGCGUUCAACCAUGCCCAGUUACACGAGUGGAUUGACGGGUGAUAACAAUGUAGAUUUUAUUAUUAGUGACUAUAUGGAAAGACUAGCAGAACGUUUAAAUAUUCUUGAGACGGAAUUGAAAUACGCAUGGAGAGCUCUGGAUCUCUUGAGUCAAGAGUACAUCAAGAUGUGGGAGCGGUUAGAAAAAUUAGAAGGAUUACUUUAUGAACAACAGAAUGUGAUAAGUCAAUUAGUUGAAUUUUAUGCUGGAGGUGGACACGAAGGUGGAAAUGCUAUGGGACAUCCAACGUUGAUGAUGACACAAAGAAGUUCUGUUGGAGAGUUAGAUGCUAUUGCGAAGAGCUUAGGACCUUCUAUGGGCAUUGAAGAAACUAGUGUACUGAGAGAGAAAUUAGCUCAACAAGAACUAGUUCGGAUGCAUGGACUUCCACAUGACAGUGGCCCUGCGGUUAUUCCUGACAUUCAUCGAAGCGUGAGAAACUUGGAGGCUUUAGAAACUCUAGAGGAAGAAGAAAAUAUGCCUGAUGAAGCGUUUUACAGAAGUUUAAAUAAUGCAUACCGCGAAGAUUUAAUUUGUGGUGAAACAUCUCGACCUGCAUCACAACUAGGAAUGAUUUGGGAGGAAGCAGAAGAUGUUGAUGAUUCGAAUGGCAAGAAAGAUGAUAUAUUGAAUGCGGAAAAGAAUAAAGAAAAAAGAGAAGAUGAAAAAAAAGAAGAGAAAAACAAAGAAGAUUUAGAGACAAAACCUGAAGAUGAUGAGGAUGUGGAUGAUGGUGAAAUUUUUAGUGCAGCAGAUUACAAAAGCUAUCGUGGAAAUACACCAUGUGUAAGUGAACAAGACUUGGCUGAACUUUCGAAGCUCAGUUCAAUAGAUCAAGUCGCAUUGGAGAAACUUCACGAAUUAGACAAGUUGACGAAUAAACUUCAGAAAGAUUCACAGGAUCUUAUUGAGUUGAAUACACGACUUAUGGAAUCACCAAAGAGACAGUUUAGUUCAGAAGCGGAAGCAAAAUUAGCUGAGGAAGCAAGCAGUAUAGAUGAACAAUUAAGAAAAAUUUAUGCUGAGACUGAUGUUGAUAAUUGGACAUAUUCCAAGAGUCCAGGUUCUACCGGACGUUCUAUUUCUAGAGUCAGCACUGAUUCAGGUUUAGCAACAGAUGGUGAUUUUACUGCUAGAUCUUUAUCUCCAAGACUGAGCUCCACUCCCAAGAGUCAUUUAGACUCUAUGACAACAACGUAUACUCCGCCAAGAUUAGGGUAUACUACAUCUUUAUUAGAAAAAAGCCCAGAGCCUGUUAUUCCACUUCCAAUAGAUCCAGGAGUUUUUGCUAAAGGUUAUGCAGAAAAUAAAGAAUUGACUGAUCUUAUGGCUGAAAGUUUUGUUGCUGUAACUUGUGCAUCUCCGACUAUUUUCAGCAAUACAACAGACAAAUUGCCAUCACCGACUUCAUCCGCGGGAAGUGUACAUAGUAUUCACAGUGCUCAGAGUAUACGAACUCGUCGAGAUGGCUAUUUUGGGAGUGCAGCAAAAUUAAACUUUGAAUUUCCAGAGAGUAGAACUCCACCGAGUCCCUCACCAAGUUCACCACCUCCUCCAGCACCUCGGGAUUCGAAUGACACCUUCCUCAUGCUGAGUGAAUCUCAGCGUGACAGUGAAGUAAACCAACACGUACAAAGCCCCCAGAAUUUCCUAAAAAGUACUGAAAAAUUGGCGUUAGAACAAGAAAGGCUGAGUCCUCAUACUCCACACUCGCCAAAAUCGCCACGAGUUUCACCCAAACACGUAGCUAAGCCUUCCAACAUUAUCAUACCAGCCAAGUCUGAUUCAGGUUUGUCAUCUAUGAGUGGUUGGAGUAGUUUAGAUAAAUCACCAAGUUCGCCUAAAAGUUCGCUAGCCAAAAUGCUUAAUUCCUAUUCUUUAGACCAGUCUCGGAAUUUAAUCACUAGUAGCCAAUCUCUAAGAACUACCAGUCCAAUACCACCGCUUCCACAAGCUCCAACUACAACGACUACCAUUACCACUACAACAGCUUCAUCCAUUCAAGAACCUCUUUAUGAUACUCCUGAAGGCAGAGAUAUUUUUGGUAACAUUACAACUUCUGCUACCACACACUAUUCGACUCUAGCGAAUCAUGUAUCAUCUUAUCCAAUGAAAUCUCCAGUAAACAAAGAAAACUACAAUUUCUCUCCAGCAAGUUCUGGACCGAGUCAAAGUCCAAAAAAACGUGCCCGUGCUCAAAGUCUUCAACAUACUUAUGACACAGUUCCUGCGGGAACUCUUGAUCUGAUAUAUCGUCCAGACCAACCAGCAAUUUAUUCAGUAGCUGGUGGCAAUCGUCAGAAUUUAAUCACUGGAGUUUAUACUUCAAGUCCUAGUUCCAGUGGUCGAUCGUACGUUCCUAGAACAACGAGUGCUGAUCAAUUUUACCGAGACAAUAUGGAUCAUUUUACCAAUUACCAAGAAACUUACAGUACAAUGCAAUAUCAAGAUCCGUCAAUACAAGGUUACGGACACUCGAGAAAGCCUACAAGAGCAAUGUCAUAUGGUGAUAGAGUGGCUACUCAAGAGGCUUAUAAAAUGUCCAUGUAUAGAAAUAUGUUUCCUACGGGAAAUAUUACAGAUGCAUUGUCAUAUUAUCCUACUUCUGAAAAUCUUCCAAGAACUGAAGGUAAUGAUAAUUGGUCGAAUGUCAUGGAGUCACAAAUUCCACAUGACUCAACUUCUUCCAGUAUUCGAUCGUUAACUUCUGAAGGUAGCUACGCUCCAAGUCCAUAUGCAGAUCGAAGACAUCCUCAACCUCCUCAGCCGCCAAGUUAUCAAAGUCAUCAAAGUCAAUAUCAUGUACUUACUACUCAAAGCUAUCCACAACCUUAUCAACAACAAUACCAAGCUUAUACGCAACGAAGUGGACCUCCACAAAUGCCUGAAAAUUAUCAACGACAACGACAAAGAGAUCAUCAAUAUAUGCGAGAACAAGAACGACCUCAGCCUCAAGGUCAAAGUAAUUACUAUGACCCAUCUACUGUUAUUGUAUCACAAUCUGGCUACAUAAGUAUAGCAUCAGAUUUAAAAGAUCAUGAAGAAGUUAAGGUUCAAAAGAAGAUGAGAAGAGGUGCUUCAUUGAAGAAUGCAAUGAGUUCAAUGAGUCAUUGGCUUCCAGAUCUUCAUCUGACAAAAAGACACAGAAGUCAAUCACUACCAGGGGGAGUAAGAAGAGAAGACCUUGAUGGUGUUCAACCACCACCUCAACAAGAGUCUAUUCCUGAUGUAAAAUCUCGGGGAAGACCUCAAACAACAAGAAAGAAGAAAAAACAUACUCUAGUAUCUACUGUAUCUGGAAUUUUACAAAAAGCUAAGAGAAGAAGUCAUCAUUCUCAAUCUUUGUCUGAUCCAGAACAAUCUGAAACUGAGUGGAGUAGUGGGCGGCAGAGUGGUUUGUCUGAAGACGAAGAUAGUGUGAUGUCAGACGUGAGUCAAGAGCCUCCAUUUUUUGCUAAAGUACGAACGAGUCAGAAAAGAAAAACUCAAGGUCAACAAUCACCACAAUCUCAAGCUCCCAAUUUUCAGCAGCAAAAAGAUUACAUCCAACAGCAGCAAGUUCUUCAACAACAAAUACAACAACAUCAAGAACAGCUUCAACAACAAGCUGCUGAAUGGUCAAAAGAAUCAAAAGAACGUGAACCAGUGAAACAUGAAAGUGAGCAUGAACUUUCAGAUUUAGCUGGACCAGAUGAUGCUCAUGAUGGGUCUGGAAAAAGUACUGGUUCAGGUUCUGGUGGGUCUACGACAAUAUUUCCGACAGUAGGAGAUAUCAAACGCUCGACGGGUAGUUCUGAUGAAGCACCAAAUGAAAAAGCACCUAAAUUACCUAUUCAACUAAUGGGUGGUGGUGCAAGUAUGGAGUUUGCUGUGUCACGAGCACUAGGUAAAUAUCGACAACGUCAGUCUUCCACAGUAUCAGAUGAUGCUCCAACUACUGAAGAUGAUAAAAAAUCAGAAGAUGGGCAGCUACAGGAAAUGAAAGAUGAUACUGAAGGGGAAAAAUCAGUAUCAGAGAAACUUGAAAAAAGUACAAAACCACCUGAAUUGGUAGCAAGUUUGUCUGAAGAAGCUCCAGUUUCUGAAGGAAGUCCAUCAGCAUCAAGUGGUCGAGGUUUUGCAUGGGGGGGUAAUCGGUUUCUACCAAAACAUCAGCAGAGCUUAGAAAUCCCUUGGGCUGGAUCACGAAGUGGUGAAGGUGAUGAAGACAACCGAAGUACUCACUCAUACAGAAGUACAUCACGAGUAUCUUCAAGAAGACAAAGUACUGAAGAUUCAAUUGAUUCUGAAGAUGAGUGGUAUUGUUAUGAGUUGCGAAAGUUGGAAGAACUAGAAAGACAAUCACAAAUGGAAAUUGAAAUGAGUCAAGUGUUGGUAGAAGAGCCAGAAGAAUCAGAUAUGUAUUACCCCGAUGAACAUGUAAAACAGAGGAUGUCGAUUGUACUGAAAGAACUGAAGCUAAAAGCAAUUCCGAAAGCUGAUGAGAAAGAUGUCAGAAAAGAAGAGAAAGGCCCUAAAAUAAAUGGAAGCAUUCCAAUGUUAGAAAGACGAAUUGAAGAUGAUGGUAAGCCAAUUCCUAAAAAGAAGACAGCUGAGAGUGUGGAAUCUGUAUUUGCUAGAGUAACUGACUACCACACGUGGGCUCACGAAGAAGAAGCAAGACGAGAAGAGAGAACAGCACUCUUACCAAUGGACGAAGGAUCUUCAGGUGAAACUUCUGGUCCUGAUAGUCCAGUUCAUUCAACAGAUGAACUCGAUGAAGAACUAGAUCUUCGUAAAGAUCUUGAAGAACAAUCAAGAAGAAGUUCAAGCUCAACCAUGCGUCGAGAAGGUGAAAAAUUACUCCAAGGUUCAGAUUCUCUUUCUCGCGAAGGUAGUGUCAGUGUUCCACCAAGUGAAAUAUCUGUAAGCAUUCCUGGAGCAUGGGAUUCCGAAAGUACCGUUAUUGAAGGUGAAAGAGAUGGUGCUGGAAGUGCUGAAACAGCAACACUAAGUUUACCAAAAAUAAAAAUCGACUCUUCAUCAUGUGGGUCUUCAGACACAACAUUGAAAGAUGGCCAGAUAAGCCCUGGUCCACCUGGAUCUAAAUGGAAACUCCUGAAAGCCUUGAAGGAACGCAAAGCUGAAGAAAAACUCAAAGAAGUUGAAGAAGCAACUGCUAAAGAAAACGCUAUUCCAACAACUCCAGCAGCUAAUGGAAGUGGACCAGGUGGCGAGUCUGGAGGGCGAGCUAAUGGACAUCCAGGUGACAAUCCAUUUUAUAGCAACAUCGACAGUAUGCCGGACAUUCGACCACGUCGGAAAUCGAUACCAUUGGUCUCGGAGUUGGUCUUGAAGCACGCUUUCGCGCGAAUCCUCGAGAUCGAAAAAGAAAAGCAAACAGGAGAUUGUGUGACUAUGGCAGCAACGAAAAGGAACGCGGCAGGAUUGACGUCAGCUUUACCUCGAGCAACAUUGAAUGACGAAGAAUUGAAGAUGCACGUGUACAAGAAAACACUCCAGGCGAUGAUCUAUCCUAUUUCUUCAACAACACCACACAAUUUUGUCACCUGGACUGCAACCUCACCAACAUACUGUUAUGAAUGCGAAGGCUUACUUUGGGGAAUUGCUAGGCAAGGUGUAAGAUGUAUGGAAUGUGGAGUCAAAUGUCACGAAAAGUGUAAGGACCUUCUGAAUGCAGACUGUCUUCAAAGAGCGGCAGAGAAAAGUUCUAAACAUGGAGCUGAAGACAAAGCCAACAGCAUUAUAACUGCAAUGAAGGAACGAAUGAAGCAGAGGGAACGAGAAAAGCCAGAAAUAUUCGAACUCAUUCGGUCUGUAUUCGGCGUCGAUGAGACCGCUCACAUCAAUCACAUGUCAUCGGUGAAGCAAUCGGUAUUGGAUGGGACAAGCAAGUGGUCCGCAAAAAUCGCCAUUACAGUAAUCUGUGCACAAGGAUUGAUAGCCAAGGACAAAAGUGGAACCUCUGACCCUUACGUCACCGUACAAGUGGGAAAAGUGAAGAAAAGGACAAGAACAAUGCCUCAAGAAUUAAAUCCUGUUUGGCAUGAGAAAUUUUACUUUGAAUGCCACAAUUCAUCAGAUCGUAUCAAAGUCCGAGUGUGGGAUGAAGACAAUGAUCUCAAGUCUAAAUUACGGCAAAAAUUGACUCGUGAGAGUGAUGAUUUUCUUGGUCAGACCAUCAUCGAAGUGCGCACUCUUUCAGGCGAGAUGGAUGUUUGGUAUAAUUUAGAGAAGCGAACAGAUAAAAGUGCAGUUUCUGGAGCAAUUCGGCUGCACAUCAGUGUUGAGAUAAAAGGAGAAGAAAAAGUGGCUCCUUAUCAUGUACAAUACACCUGUCUCCACGAGAAUUUAUUCCACAGUUUAUGUGAAGAAAAUGGUGGAAUGGUCAAAUUGCCACAAGCUAAAGGCGAUGAUGCUUGGAAGGUUUACUUUGACCCACCUGGAGAGGAACUUGUGGAUGAAUUUGCUAUGCGCUAUGGAAUUGAGAGUAUUUACCAAGCAAUGACGCAUUUUCACUGUUUAUCAACCAAGUACCUUUGCCCAGGAGUUCCAGCGGUAAUGUCAACUUUAUUGGCCAAUAUAAACGCAUACUAUGCUCAUACAACAGCAUCCUCCGCUGUCUCUGCUAGUGAUAGAUUUGCAGCAAGCAAUUUUGGGAAAGAGAAAUUUGUCAAGCUGCUGGAUCAACUUCACAAUUCUCUAAGGCUCGAUCUGUCAAUGUAUCGAAACAAUUUCCCAGCAUCAAGCCAAGAAAAGUUGAUGGAUUUGAAGAGUACAGUGGACCUGCUUACAAGUAUUACAUUCUUUCGAAUGAAAGUUCAAGAGUUAUCAAGUCCUCCAAGAGCCAGUACAGUAGUGAAAGACUGUGUAAAAGCUUGUCUAUAUUCAACCUAUCAAUUUCUCUUUGCAAACUGCUAUGAACUUUACAAUCGAGAGUUUCAAGUCGAUCCAAAUGAGGCUAAAAGAGAUCCAGAUGAUCAUGAGCCACGUUUAGACUCUUUAGAUUUCUGGCAUAAGCUUAUAGCACUUAUAGUAUCAGUGAUUGAAGAAGAUCGAAAUAGUUAUGCACCAGUUUUAAAUCAGUUCCCUCAAGAAUUGAACAUUGGUCAAUUGUCAGCAUCAACAAUGUGGCAACUGUUUGCAACUGACAUGAAGUAUGCACUUGAAGAGCAUGAACAGCAUCGUCUGUGUAAGUCUUCGGCCUAUAUGAACCUUCAUUUCCGAGUGAAAUGGAUUUAUGCCAACUACGUAAAGGAUGUACCUCCAUACAAAGGUUCUGUACCAGAGUAUCCAGCUUGGUUUGAACCAUUCGUGAUGCAAUGGCUCAAUGAGAAUGACGAUGUAUCACUUGAGUAUCUCCAUGGUGCCUUCACUAGAGAUAAAAAGGACGGUUUCCAAAGAAGCAGCGAACACGCUCUCUUCAGUGUAUCCGUAGUCGAUGUAUUUACACAGCUAACGCAGUGCUUCGAUGUUGUAUCUAAACUUGAGUGUCCUGACCCAGAAAUAUGGAAGAGGUACAUGAAGAGAUUUGCCAAGACAAUUGUUAAAGUUUUAGUCUCCUAUUCAGACAUUGUCAAGAAGGAAUUUCCAAGUCAUCUUAAGGAGGAAAGAAUUGCGUGUAUCUUAAUGAACAACAUUCAGCAACUUCGAGUGCAAUUAGAGAAGAUGUUUGAAUCAAUGGGUGGAGAAAAACUGGAAGAAGAUGCUGCCAACAUUCUAAAAGAACUUCAACAGCAAUUAAAUGGUGCUUUGGAUGAUCUAGCGAUGCUAUUUGCCAAGAGCUUAGAACCGAGAAUAACUGUUUCCGUCCGUGAACUUGGAGAUCUGCUAUUGGCCAUCAAAGGUGGCGGCCAAGUGACGUUAACUCAACAAGCACAAAGAAAUGCCGUUGCUGUUGAAGCUGAUGAUGUUUUAAGGCCACUUAUGGACCUUCUUGAUGGCAGUUUGUCUCUGUAUGCACAGUCCUGUGAGAAAACAGUUCUCAAACGAUUACUAAAAGAACUUUGGAAGAUUGUGAUGAGGAUUCUGGAGAAAACUGUUGUUUUACCACCUAUGACUGAUAAGAGUAUGAUGUUCAAAAACUUGACUGAUAAUGCGAAGAAUCUUGCGGCUAACGCCAAGAUUGAAGAUAUGUCAAGAAUAUUCAAAAACCACAUGGCUGGCAAACCAGAUGUCAAGAAUGCACUGAGUGGAGUAAUGGAUAUAUCAAAGGAAGUUGAGAAAAAUCUAUCUCCAAAACAAUGUGCAGUUUUAGAUGUAGCUUUGGACACGAUAAAGCAAUAUUUCCACGCAGGUGGUAAUGGAUUGAAGAAAACAUUCUUGGAAAAAUCACCGGAAUUGCAGAGCUUACGUUAUGCUUUGAGCCUGUACACACAAACAACAGAUACAUUAAUCAAAACAUUUAUUACGACCCAAGUUAACCAAGUGCCCCUGAACGACCCAUCAACAUUGAGACAACGUCAGCGAUCUAUGACCAGUGAAAGAGGCGACGAAGGUGAAGGUGUAGAAGGAAUGGAAGGCUUAGAAGAGCCUCUUCGUCAAAGCAAACCCCCUCUUAGACGAGAGAGUCGACAAGAUACCGUAGGUAUUGAUGGUGGUUCUGUAGGUGAACUAUGCACCCAAGUCGAUCUAUUUACUCAUCCUGGAACUGGAGAACAGAAAGUAACUGUAAAAGUACUGGCAGCAGCUGAACUCAAGUGGAAUGCAACUUCCGGAAUGUUCAGACCUUUCGUGGAAGUCAAUUUAAUUGGUCCCCAUUUGGCGGAAAGGAAACGAAAAUAUGCUACUAAAUCGAAAAGUAAUACUUUCGCGCCAAAAUUCAACGAAACAUUCCACUUUAUUAUUGGCAACGAACCACAACAAUUGGACUUUUAUGAACUACAUUUGUGCGUGAAAGACUACUGUUUCGCAAGGGAAGAUAGAUUAGUUGGUGUAGCAGUGCUUCAGCUAAAGGACAUCGCAGAAGAAGGCUCGUGCCCAUUCUGGUUGUCUCUUGGCAAGAGAAUUCAAAUGGACGAAACGGGUUGGACAAUUUUACGAAUUUUGUCACAAAGAAAUAAUGACGAUGUUGCGAAGGAAUUCGUUAAGCUCAAGAGCGACAUUCGUCAAGAAAAUCCAUUACCAAAUCCAACUUGAAGCAACGGGCUGUAAAAGAAAUUAAAUAUAUUAUGGAAAAAAAGGAAUAAAGGGACAAUAAUUGGUUGAUAUUAAGCUUCGAAAGAGCUUAAAAAAGAGAAGCAAUGAGAAAUAAAGAAGGUAGACUAUAUAAAGUAUGUUAAUGACACUGAAAAGAAUUCGAUUAUUGAAAGAUAGUCCUGUUGAACGAUAAAAGAAGAUCAUAAUGUCAAAAAACAAAACAGUACUGAAUCCAUAGAAUCGCACAAUGAUUAUGACUUAUGAUGAUAUAAAAGAUGGACAUAAAUUUUAAAUUGAACAUAACUUCGAAAGACUUGACGACAAUUUUAGUGACGUUGUCGAUAAAUAAAAUUCCGGAAAUAAUGAUAAAAAGUAUAAAAUACAACCCAAGAAUGAUAUAAGUAUGAAUUCUCUAGAAAAAAAACAAUCGUUAAAUAGAGAAUCUCGAUUGUAGAUAAUGGAAUGUUUGAAAUGAUUUUUGUAACAAAGAGUAUAAGAAUUAGCAUUGCGCACGACCAAAAAGACACGUCUUGACGUUAUUCUUGAUGUGUCGUUAGUUUAUAAUAAACCCAAUGUAUUGUAAAGUUUAAAAAGAAAAUAAAUCCAGAUUGUUAAAAAGUAACAAAUAAAUAAAAUUCAUGAGAAUAAAAGCAAUUAAUAAAUGGAAAAAUAAAAAGAACAUAAAUCAGUAAUGAUUUGAAAUCAUUAUGGAGAGUUUGAAGAUCUAAAAAAUGAGUAAUAUUUUUUAAGAUUAUUAUUUAUUGUCUAAAAUAUUUUAAACAAUACAUUAGUUUAUGUAAGGCAUAAAGAAAUCUCAUUUUUUAGAUAAUUAAACAUUUUGCAUUUGUAAUUAACAUUAAUAAAACAAAAACACUAAUCGAAGACUUUCUUCAACAUUGAGAUAUACGAUCAUCUUUAAAGUUUCUACAAUGUAGUUAACGCCUAGAUUAUGUCAAAAAUUUUCGCCAAUGCUUGUUUAAAUGCUGAGUUAGAUGAUAGAUGAAAAUUAAUAUGGCGAUAUUGAAUGACAUUUUUCACAAAUAAGAGCGAUGUUUCGAUACGAACGCACGAGUCCAUAAUCUCGCUCACUCUUUCUUAGUCUGAGAAAAAUUUAUUCAGAUCUCAUGAGAUUUUUGGAUCUGAUCUGAUAGAACUAGAUCUGACUAGAUUUAAAUAUACCCAUUUUGUCAAAUUGCUAUCAUUUUUGCUUUUCUUAAAACCAUAAAUCUAUUUUUUUUUUUCCUCAGAUUUCAGAAAAAAUUUUAUAUAUGAUCAUACGUGCAAUUUUUUUUCGCGAGAAUGACCGAAUUAAGUCAUAAAUACAUUGAAAGAAUGAUCGACCUUGAAAAAAUCAUGUUUCAACAUCAUCUUUCCGUCAGUGUACAUGUUAAGGCCGGGCUUUCCUAACCUCAAAUCACCUCAAAUUUUUCUCAUCAAACUGUUCAUUUUUUAUUUGUUUUUUUUUCACGUAAAAAAUA